Messenger RNA from Lotus japonicus, 1281 nucleotides. RefSeq lists its product as uncharacterized. Gene Ontology annotation, cellular component: mitochondrion. NCBI's taxonomy places the organism in Eukaryota, Viridiplantae, Streptophyta, Magnoliopsida, Fabales, Fabaceae. The transcript has 5 exons. The record is from RefSeq and is a predicted model, not a curated record. Bases 244 to 858 code for a protein of 204 amino acids.
ACACAUGUCUCAUGACAUAGUGUUACACUGGGUAAACAUGAACAAAACAAACGAUGCUCCACAACACAAUGCUCUGAGACUGUCACAGACUAAGAUUCCGAUUUCCACAGCGGUGCAAUCCUACAACUCCGCCGCUAUCUUCACCGAAUCAAUUUAGUCGGAGAUCGAUUUCCCCUUUCCUUUUGUUUCUCGGCAACCAAACAAGUUCUUUUUCAUUUCGCGGAGCUCACUGCACCUCCUACCAUGGAAGCCACUGAUAACAACACAGAACCCACACAUCAAUAUGGUUCUCCGAAAUUAGCUGGUUCUGUUAACUGGGGCACAGCAACCGUCAUUGGAAUAUUUGCGGGCAUGUUAUAUGGUGGUAGCAAGGAGGCAGCUGCUUCUGUUAGCAAGGAUGCAGAAGUGAUGUUGAAACUUGGGAGCACAGAAGACAAACGUGCACAACAUCGAUUGAUGAGAGAUGCAAUGGAGAAACGAUUCCUUCGAGUUACACGGGGCUCAAUAGUUGGAGGGGUACGCCUUGGAAUGUUUACUGCUGCAUUUUUUGGCAUACAAAACCUGCUUGAAGAGAAGCGAGGCGUCCAUGAUGUUUUUAACAUUAUUGGAGCUGGAUCAGCCACUGCUUCAGCUUUUGGCUUAAUCUUGCCAGGAUCACUUCAUUGGCGGGCAAGGAAUAUGGCGCUAGGGUCGGUGCUGGGAGCAGCAUUUUGCUUUCCUCUUGGUUGGAUCCAUUUGAAGCUGGUGGAAAAAGCUAAUGAAGCGAAUCCGGCUAUACAUCCACAUUUACAACAGAGAGAAGUAAAAGGUGGUGUUAGUGCUGCAAUUGAGAGGCUGGAAGGAAAUUUAAGUAAAUGAAAGCUAUUCUUAUUAGUCAGAUCUGAUACCCCUCACGCCCAGAACCAGCACAUCAUGUCAUUUCAAUUGUCAUAAGAGAAGUGGGGCAAUCUUGUGUUGGAGGACGGUGCAAAACGCUUCAAAUGGGAGGUUGAUUUACCAAAAUGGGACUAAUUUACUUUUUAUUUUAGUCAAAAUAGGUCUACUUUAAAUUACCAGUUUGGGGUUGAUUCUGAGUAGGUGGUUUUGUUUUUUUUUUUUCUUCACUUUUUACUAUGCCAUGUGGCAAUUUCUUAUGCUGCCAUGUGGCUUUACGACACAAACUUGUCUUUUAUGACUUAAGUGACAUGUAGGAGCUGAUUGGCUACGUGAUGGCUUUUAUGCUGUAAUCAUGGUCAGGCAACGUUAAUUAAAAAUAAAAUUUGAUUGGACACUUAUGAAUCA